This is a messenger RNA of Fimicolochytrium jonesii, 2044 nucleotides long. Its product is annotated as pseudouridine synthase. Gene Ontology annotation, biological process: mRNA pseudouridine synthesis; tRNA pseudouridine synthesis. The record is from RefSeq and is a predicted model, not a curated record. Gene Ontology annotation, cellular component: nucleus. Gene Ontology annotation, molecular function: RNA binding; pseudouridine synthase activity. Bases 76 to 1791 code for a protein of 571 amino acids. NCBI's taxonomy places the organism in Eukaryota, Fungi, Chytridiomycota, Chytridiomycetes, Spizellomycetales, Powellomycetaceae. The transcript has 5 exons.
GCCACCAUUGCGUCUUUCUGACGUGCCAUCUCUCUACUCGUUCUCAGCAAGGAAUUUCGAAUAUAGCUUACGAACAUGGCCACUGACGCAUCGUGCCGUCUGGCGAUUCUGUACGCCUACAAUGGCGCUCACUUCCAGGGUCUGGAAAGGACCAAGGGGCUGAAGACCGUUGAAGGCACUCUUUUGAGCGCUGUCGCCAACAUUGUCGGUGAAGCCGACCCAACCAAGCGCGUCUCGCUCGUGAACAUCAGUCGUGCAUCGACUACUGAGAAGGGAGAGCACGCUUCUCGACAGGUGUUGUCCUUGGAGAUUACCGGGGCCGACGGCCGCACCCCUCUUCCCACGCCUGCGAGGUUGGCCGCUUUGCUCCCGGAGACAAUCCGCGUCUUCGAUGUUGUCAAGCUCAACACCAACUUCUCGGCGCGCCGUACCUGCGAUACUCGGACGUACGAAUACGUCCUUCCUACGUACGUCUUUGCGCCGCCAUCCGCCGAAACUCAUUAUGCUUAUCCUCCCCUCGCCGAGGACGAGCUCUUCGAGGAUCUGCCCGAAGGAGACAAUUUGGGUCCUCCCGGUGGUCUCUUCAAGACGAUCAAGCGUGGAAUGUCGGUCAAGCGCUCCAGGAGCACUCGCACUGUGAACCGCGCAAAAAGUACUUCUCGACGCGAGGAAACGGCUAGCUCCAUGGGCCUCGUAGAUGUAAAGGUUGCCCCCUCCCACUUCGAAAACAAACACCAGGAAGCUGCACCUGAGAAGAAGGGGGGCUUCAUGAAGUUCUUUCGAACACUUACGCGCAGCGGUACAAAGAGCCGCCCUUCCGAGACUCAAUACGUGAACAGCACCACGCUCCCCAUCCCCGAAAAGGGACGCAACAUCGGGUCUUCCCCAUCCAGCCAUUCUUUGAGCCACGAGGCCCAGUAUGCUACUUCGGCACCCGAGGAGGACUUCGGCUUCAUGUCUACUCUCAAGAGGUCCGUUUCCCGUCGGUCCCGUCGUGACCCCGAGAUCGCAUCCAUCAAGGACGAAGACGAUGUGCCAGCCGUGCCGGAACAUCAGUAUUACGACCCUCUCGUUCAGGCGCCCCACACCGAGGAGGAGCUCUCCCUCAUUCGUCAGUACAGGAUCCCGGAGGACCAGCUGAAAGCGGUGAACCACAUCAUCGGCAUCUACAACGGCACGCACAACUGGCACAACUACAUCCCUGGAGCCAAGUAUGAGGACUCUAGGUGUUACAUGCGCAUCUUGAACAUCGAGUGCUCGGCCCCUGAACUCCACUUUGGCAUGGAGUACAUCCGCGUCAAGGUUCAAGCUAAGGCCUUUGCACGAUACCAGGUCCGCAAGAUGAUCGCCAUGGCCAUCAUGGUGGUCCGUACCAACACUCCUCGGUCGAUUGUGGCAAACUCCUUCGGUUACGCCAACAUUGACAUCCCAGAGGCACCCGCAUUCGGUCUGAUUUUGGACGAGCCACACUACGACACGUUCAACUCUGACUGUGACAGGCGUGGUGAUUCGCACAAGAUCUCGUUCCACGAACAUGAGCGCUCGAUUACUGAGUUCCGUCACCACUCCAUUCACGACGCGAUUUAUCGAUCGGAGCUCGAUGCCAUGCAGUUCCAAGAGUGGUUGCGCAACCUCGACGCCUUCUCUUUCUUGUACACAUACUACCUCAACCAGCGUGGUGUUGUCGUACCCAACCACAACUACGUGUCCAAAGCCGCCGCCCACGCCGAGCAGCAACGAGUCGAGAACGAACGGCAAAGGAAGACGAAUGGACUUUUCGUUCAGGAGUAAGCCGUCCGAGCUCUUCAUGUACAAGAUUUUUAUAUAUAGCGUUUCCUUCAUUGCCCCUCGUAAUUUCGUAGAUAGAAAGUCAUAUGACUGCCUUCAUAUUUCGUCCUCGGUACUUUUUUUUGCAUAUACAAUCGUACUCUUUUUGAUGUCACAACUUCUCCCUUGCUGUUUGCUCGAUAGUCUCUGUGCUGACGGUUAGGGCAACUUUGAACUUUUGUUCGUGGGAGGCACGCAGGGAGGAACCUGGGGAGGA